Messenger RNA from Glycine soja, 603 nucleotides. RefSeq lists its product as uncharacterized. Bases 83 to 487 code for a protein of 134 amino acids. The transcript is spliced from 2 exons. The record is from RefSeq and is a predicted model, not a curated record. Lineage: Eukaryota; Viridiplantae; Streptophyta; Magnoliopsida; Fabales; Fabaceae.
CGAAACAUGAUGCACUGCUGCCCAAACCUUAUUUUGUGUUCCCCUUCCUUCAGCCUCAGUCGCAUAGUUGCAUCAACGCCCUAUGCUCCUUCAUCACUUGUUGAUCACAGCGAUACCAAAUCUGCAACCGCUACGCUGCGUUAAAACCCUCGUCACUAACACGCUCGUUGAAAGUCUCACCACCGCGGUUGAGCGAGUUGCUGGUGAACCAAAUCUUGGCUGGCGAGGUUCGUUCUCAGAUCCUGCUCUCGAACCACUGCCAAGGGGUGCUUCUUCGCUUGCUUCAGAGCGCCCGCGGCUCCUCAGCCACCACUGUAUGCUGCCUUCUUCUCGUUCCGGCAAACACAAACCAAAUGGUUCAUUUGAGGUUAAAGGGGAAGCAAAGGAGGAAACUAAUCUUUGUUUGGCAGCAGCAGAAUUACAUCUUUCGCCUCUUCCGACUAAUCACUGCAGACUGCUCGUGUUUUAUACUGUUGUUGUUUUAUAAUAUAUCAAAAUUUCACACGUCAGAUUUUAUUUGGAGAGCAGAACCUAUGUAGUAUGUACACAGAAACAGAUGCUUAGUUACUUAAUUUGGUAUAUAAGUCAUGAUGCUUUAAGUGA